This is a messenger RNA of Phaethon lepturus (White-tailed tropicbird), 1544 nucleotides long. RefSeq names its product zinc finger protein 821 (gene ZNF821). Gene Ontology annotation, biological process: regulation of DNA-templated transcription. Gene Ontology annotation, molecular function: RNA polymerase II cis-regulatory region sequence-specific DNA binding; DNA-binding transcription factor activity, RNA polymerase II-specific. The transcript is spliced from 6 exons. NCBI's taxonomy places the organism in Eukaryota, Metazoa, Chordata, Aves, Phaethontiformes, Phaethontidae. Bases 47 to 1282 code for a protein of 411 amino acids. The record is from RefSeq and is a predicted model, not a curated record.
CCUCUGCUGAGGGAACGAACACUCUGUGCUCCCAGGUCAGGGAAGCAUGUCCCGUCGGAAACAGACGACUCCUAACAAAGUUCAUUGGGAGCAAGUCUUUGCAGGGCUGGAGGAGCAAGCCCGCCAAGCCAUGAUGAAAAACAACUUUCCUGGAGCUCUUGGGGACCAAAGGCCACCCAUUCAUCCACUGCAAGACCCUGACUCCAGCAGCAGUGGCAGUGAUGAUGAGGAAACCACUCAGGAUGAAGUUUCUUCCCAUACAUCUGAGGAGGAUGGCUCAGUGGUGAAAGUGAAGAAAGAAUUGGAGAAUGCAGAACAACCUGUGGCUGGAACCCCACUGAUGAGAGAAAAUGAGGUGCCUGAGAGUUUGAAUGCUGACCCUAUACUGGGACUGUCACAGUGUCCCCUCUGCCAGCUGGAGUGUGGAAGCAGAGAGCAGCUCAUUGCUCACGUGUACCAGCACACUGCAGCUGUGGUGAGUGCCAAGAGCUACAUGUGUCCUGUAUGUGGCAGAGCCCUCAGCUCACCAGGAUCCCUUGGGCGACAUCUCCUGAUCCACUCAGAGGACCAGCUGUCAAACUGCGCAGUGUGUGGAGCACGCUUCACCAGCCACGCCACGUUCAACAGUGAGAAGCUGCCAGAGGUGCUCAGUGCAGAUCGCCUGCCAGCACCGCAGAGUGAGGGCCCCUCCAGUGUUGAGGGGAAAGACAUUGCCUUUCACACUCCUGUGUAUCCUGCAGGCAUCCUCCUAGUGUGUAACAACUGUGCUGCUUAUCGUAAGCUGCUGGAGGCACAGACACCUGGCAUGCGAAAGUGGGCGCUUCGUCGGCAGAACGAGCCCUUGGAAGUGCGGCUGCAGCGUCUGGAGCGGGAGCGCACAGCCAAGAAGAGCCGGCGGGACAAUGAGACACCUGAAGAACGGGAAGUGAGGCGUAUGCGGGAUCGAGAAGCUAAGCGCCUGCAGCGCAUGCAAGAGACAGAUGAACAGCGGGCACGGCGGCUGCAGAGAGACCGGGAGGCCAUGCGACUGAAACGCGCAAAUGAGACCCCAGAGAAACGACAGGCCCGGCUCAUCCGGGAGCGUGAGGCCAAGAGGCUCAAGCGGCGCCUGGAGAAAAUGGACAUGAUGCUCCGGGCACAGUUUGGCCAGGACCCCUCUGCCAUGGCUGCUUUGGCAGCUGAAAUGAACUUUUUCCAGCUGCCGGUGAGCAAUGUGGAGCUGGAGAGCCAGCUGCUGGGAAAAAUGACCUUUGAGGAGCAGAGCAACAGUGCGCUGCAUUAAGCUACAGCCAAGGACUGUGCCACCUCUGCUGCACCUGCCACAGGUGCACUAGCAGGCUUCUACACUCAGGAGGCUGCUGUGGGUCCUGGGCUGACUCUCCCUGACAGAUGGUUCUGGUUUUCUCCUGAACACGGGAGGAGAACAGGGCGGAGAGAAGUCUGCCAAAGUAGCCCUGGUAGGAGCAGAUUCUGAGGAUACAGUCUGCUCUGGGGACCAAGUCACAGCCUGUGAACAGAGGGAAAAUAAAUUAAUGUUCACAUUU